AUGCCUGUACAUAAAAACCCGAUCUUGGCUGGAUUCAAUCCCGACCCCAGCGUUGUUAGGGUUGGUGAAAACUACUACUUGACAACAUCAACACUAAAUCUCAGGACCGGUGAGCCUGGCUCUGGCAUCUGGGCACCCACUCUUAGAUAUCACGAUGGCAUGUUUUAUAUCACCUCCUGUCUUUGGACUGCCUACUCCCCACAGCAAGACUUGCGAGUUUGGCCCAGGGGAUUCUACGUCUCCACCACAGAUCCUUGGGGAAGUGAUGGCUGGUCUGACCCAGUAUAUUUCGAUCAACCAGGCUUUGAUCAGGACCUUNUUUGGGAUGAUGACGGCAGUGUUUACCUCUCAACUUGCUACAGGGCGAUAGACCAUGAUGUUAGUAGUGGACUCCNNAAAGGCUUCAAGGUUCACGUUUCGAGAGUCGAUCUGGCCACAGGGGCGUCCCUCGAUACUCCUAGAGUAAUUCGAGCAUCACCAUCGGGCGUUGCUGAAGGAUCACAUAUCAUCAAGAAAGGCCACUAUUAUUAUCUAUUCGUUGCAGAAGGCGGAACAGAGAGCGGCCACAUGGAGUUGGUGUUUCGGAGCGAAAACGGACCGUAUGGCCCUUGGGAUCCUGCGCCGAACAACCCCCUGAUUAGCGCCAACACACAAGACGAUGUUCAAAACACGGGGCAUGCUGAUCUGGUCGAGGAUGUAAACGGUAGAUGGAAAGCAGUCUGUCUUGCAACAGAUGCGCCGCUGAAGCGGGAGUAUUCUCUCCUGGAGCGUGACCGUCAUUUACGCCUCUGGGGAGGUCCCUACAACCUUCAAUCGCUUGAGAGUCCGACGCUGGUCCUUCGCAAACAGAUGUUUGUGUGUGGGAUUUGGGAGACUAAAUUGGACUUUCGGGCCCGAUAUCAGCAUUGUGAAGCGGGCACUGUGAUCUACUGGAACCCUUACACAUUCAGCAGCAUUGGCAUUCGCAAAGGGUUAGCUGGGGAGAGCAGAAUGAUUCGAUUCACGACUUCGAAUUCACCGGGAGACUUCACAUCUACCGACCAACCGCUCAACUACAUGGGUCCUGUCAAACUUGCAAUCAAGUGCUCUGAGGUUGGGUACGCUUUAGGGUAUGCAGAGCUUGGUGACGAGUACAAGUGGUUGGAGCAAAUUAGCAUGAGGACUAUGACGGCGGACCCUCCGAGAGGAAUGGCAUUCACAGGCAUGAUGUUUGGACUAUAUGCAUAUGGAGAGCUUCAGAAGUGCCUGGAGCCCGCAGACUUUGCUUUCGCCUCGUUCACGAGCAAUUGA
Aureobasidium vineae is the source of this 1290-nucleotide messenger RNA. Lineage: Eukaryota; Fungi; Ascomycota; Dothideomycetes; Dothideales; Saccotheciaceae. The record is from the annotation of a GenBank genome assembly.